Rhipicephalus microplus (southern cattle tick) is the source of this 1706-nucleotide messenger RNA. Its product is annotated as monocarboxylate transporter 10. Gene Ontology annotation, molecular function: transmembrane transporter activity. NCBI's taxonomy places the organism in Eukaryota, Metazoa, Arthropoda, Arachnida, Ixodida, Ixodidae. The record is from RefSeq and is a predicted model, not a curated record. Gene Ontology annotation, biological process: transmembrane transport.
GGCUUGGGGUGGUGCUUUCGGUGUGCAGAAACUCCUCGAUGUCGGUCGGCUUUCGUCACGAGGUCUAGCGAAGUCGCACCAACGUUGCAGCGCACGUCCGAGUAACCUGUGUGGGCCAUUCGAGACACACGUCCUCUGGCCGGGCAGCAGGCUCGUCACUGCAGAGACGUUGAGCAAUGACUUCCCUUGCUGCUCCUGACAAGGAGCCGCAACCAGUGGUGGACGAUGGGAUUAGUGGCGUCUCAAAAGUGCGCAAGGAUGGUGGCUUAGCGUGGCUGGUGUGUUUAGCGUCGUUCUGGGUGCACGGCGCUGUGUUUGGCAUUAUUAACUGCUUUGGUGUGCUCUACCCAGUCAUACAUGACCUUGCACCUGACAAGGAACAAGCGUCGUUCCAUGCGUCACUAGUGGGUUCACUAUGCGUUGGCUCGACGUUCGCCCUGUCGCCAGUGGCGAGUCUUCUGGCCGACAAGUUUGGAGCUCGGAUAACCGUGAUCUGCGGUGGCCUCAUUGGAUCCAUAGGGCUCCUACUAAGCUCUUGGGCAUACAAGGUACCAUACUUGUGGAUCACAUACGGUGGCCUGCUGGGAGUAGGAUCUACGAUGGCGUACGCGCCCUCUCUUGCUGUACUGGCACACUACUUCAACCGCAGGUUGGGCCUCGCGAAUGGAAUUGCCACCGCCGGAAGCUCUGUGUUCACAGCUCUUCUUCCAAUUCCACUCGCGGCCAUGAUGGAUGCGAUUGGACUUCAGAACACGUUUAGGGUAAUGGCCAUACUGACUCUAUCAGUGGCUUUAUGCGGCAUCGCGUUCAAAACACCGCUGGUCAUGCAUAGCUGGAUUGACGAGGAAAAGGAACCAAGCGGCUGCUGUGAGGUACUGAACAAGUCCAUAUGGAAGAAUCGACGGUUUGUCGUCUGGGUGAUCGCUAUCCCAUUGGCGCUGUUCGGCUACUUCGUGCCAUACGUUCACCUUGUCCAGCACGUGGAAGACGUCUUCCCCGAUGCCAAUGGCGAGACGCUCGUUACUUGCAUGGGCAUCACGUCGGGUUUGGGACGCAUCUUGUUCGGCAGGCUAGCCGACUUGCCCAGUGUUAGUCCCGUUGUCUUACAGCAGGUGUCGUUCAUGGCCAUGGGUCUGCUGACGCUUUCGAUAGCCGCUGCGCAUACGUACGUCUCCUUGGUGUUGGUGUGUCUGCUGCUCGGACUAUGUGACGGCUGCUUCAUCUCGCUCAUCGGACCAGCGGCGCAGAGGCUGACGGGAACACGCGGUGCUUCGCAGGCCAUCGGCUUCCUACUGGGCCUAUGUUCUGUGCCACUCACGGCUGGGCCUCCUGCUGCAGGAAUCCUAUACGACCAGAGAGGAAACUACAACCUCGCAUUCCUGCUGGCCGGCGUGCCUCCAAUUGUAGCAUCUAUUCUCAUGUGUUCCAUACAUUUAGUAAAAACGGGCCCCAUAGAGGAGCAGGAUGUUCGACCAAGGCAAAGCGACAUCCUCGGAGCGAGGCGUCACAGCGCACUCGUGGCUUCCGAGCCGUGAACCGAAGUAGCGGGACUACAUCACCGACUAUAUUCUCGCCAUGCAUACACAAGCCGAAUGAUUUGUGACGAUGGCUGAAGGCAAGAUGCGAGGAGGCAGUGAAAGCGCUGCUUCUUAACAGAAAAUCCAACGCCAGAACUCUGUGGAAUAAAGCAAACAGGGUAACUUUUA